Molecule: messenger RNA, 846 nt
Organism: Dioscorea cayenensis subsp. rotundata (Guinea yam)
Lineage: Eukaryota; Viridiplantae; Streptophyta; Magnoliopsida; Dioscoreales; Dioscoreaceae
Product: protein MAIN-LIKE 2-like
Exons: 3
Coding region: 1-846 (281 amino acids)
Biological process (GO): meristem development; meristem maintenance
Source: RefSeq, a predicted model, not a curated record
AUGGCAUAUUCUGAUCGGGGUCUUAGGUGUAGACAUGUGUCUAUCGUAGAGCAUCCUCCAGAAAUCAUAGGCCUUUUAAGAGAAGCCGGUUUCUAUCAUGCGGCUCAAACUCUUAAUUUCCGAAUUGAUGCCGCUCUUGUGAGCGCAUUAGUGGAGAGAUGGCAGACUGAAACACACACGUUCCACCUUACAUGCGGUGAGACAACAAUCACGUUGGAAGAUGUGGCGCUAUUACUGAGCUUACCCAUUAACGGCCACAAAGUCAUCCAGCAGACUUCUAGCUUAGGAAGUGAUGUCUGUGCAGAGUUGCUCGGAGUGGUCCCACCGACAGAGCAAAGGAAAGCUCAGAAUAUAACUCUAACGUGGCUUGAGGAAACAUUUGGCAUGUUGUCAUAUGAUGCAAGUCAACGACAGAUAGAAUGUUAUGCACGUGCCUAUAUCCUAAGGCUUAUUGGUUGUGUCCUCAUGCAAGAUAUGUCUCAAAAUAGGGUUCAUUUGAAGUGGUUACCACUUCUGAGGGAUUUUACAGAAGCAGGAAGAUACAGUUGGGGUUCAGCAUGUCUAGCAACCCUGUACAGGUCUUUAUGUCGUGCAUCCAACAAAGAUAUGAAAAAUAUCAGUGGAUCUAUGAUAUUACUUCAAUCAUGGGCAUGGUACAAGAUUUCAAGUAUAUCCCCUGGAACUCGUGCUAUCGUAUCUUUUCCUCUGGUUCGUAGGUGGGCGCACAUUGAAGUGGAUGAUGAUAGCCGCAUCAACAAGCACAAUGUGAAGAUAUAUAGGCAGUUCAAAAUCGAAAGGAAGACAUUUUCGUGGACAGACCUUUAUGGACUACGUUUACAUCAUUGA